GAGAGGUUUUCCACCACACCAAUGUGGCACUUGUUUUCUUACAUUCCUUCCCUUCUUACAUACCCUGUGUCGGAAAAGAAAGGAACGCAUUCUCAUGCUCAGCUCAAAAAGUAAAUACGUAUCAUUCUGGGGCAUAAUGGAAUGGGGAAGGACGGAAGGGUUGUCCUCUUUUAUCUAAUCUGGGCCGAAUCUCAGCACGUUCUCUCGCACCAACGCUUCGGAGUUAGGCUUGUUUUUAAGUUAUGCCGGCCUCAUGCCCUUCGGGUGUCUUCAGCUUUGGCCGGACGUCGAAUCGGUGACAUAAAACCUCGCAAGGAUAAAGCAUGCGCGCCUGGAUGCCUGGCCUGACUUUGCUCCCCCACCUUUCCCUCUCUCAGGAUGUUCUCUGACGGACCAGAGUAUAAGGCACGCUUGGCUCGCCCAUAUGCCCCUCCGACUGUGACGCUAAAACAAAUCCACGACGCCGUACCGAAGCACCUCCUGCGCAAGAACCCCUGGUGGUCAGCUGCAUACGUGCUUAGAGACAUUACAUUCACCAUCCUCCUUUUCAAAUUCGCAUCAUCUAUCAACCCCUGGGCGCGCGGAGACUUUGGUGGGAUAGUGCCAGUUUCAUAUAUUCCCCUGGUCAAGUACUCGCUGUGGGCAACCUACUAUUGGUUCCAGGGUCUAGUUUGGGCGGGAGUGUUUUGCCUGGGACAUGAUGCUGGUCAUGGAACGUUGUUUAAUUCUAGCAUUGUGAACAACGUCGUUGGCUUCACGCUUCACACGUUCCUUCUAAUUCCCUAUUUUGCGUGGCGGUCUACUCAUCAUGCUCACCAUAAAGCAACUGGCUCUAUUGAGCGUGACGAGAACUAUAUUCCUUACACUCGCAGUGAAUACAACUUGCCUGAGGAAAAGAAGGCCAGCAAAGCAGAUUAUGCUGAAAUCUUCGAAGAAACACCUAUUUACACCCUCGGUAGGGUAUUGGUUAUGCAAGGACUUGGCUGGUGGUUGUAUUUGACAUACAAUACAAUGGGUUCAAAGAUGUACCCUCCUGGUACGAGUCACUGGAGUCCAAGCUCCCCUCUAUUCAAGGAUAAACAACGCAACUCGAUUAUCAUUUCCAACAUCGCCCUCUGCUGCCAGCUCUUUUUACUCAGCUAUAUCGGUCCUAAAAUCGUGCUCAAGUACUACCUGCUGCCAUACUUAGUCAUGUUCACGUAUCUGCAUCAUUCCGACCCUACUAUCCCCCACUAUCGCAAGGAAGAGUGGUCAUUCCUCAGAGGCGCAGCUUCCACCGUUGAUAGGCCUUUGAUGGGCUGGAUGGGAAGGUUUUUCAUGCACAAUAUCUCCCAUGAUCAUGUCGCACACCAUUUCUUCGUUGGUGCACCUUUCUAUAACGGUCCGAAAAUAACGAAGGCCAUUCGCAGCGUCUUAAAGGAUGACUAUAACUAUGAUUCUACAAAUACUUUCUAUGCCCUCUGGCGUUCAUUUACUCAAUGUGUGUUUAUUGAAGAAGAGGGAGGGAUAGUCUUCUACAAGAAUAGAUACGGCGAGCAACAGCGACAGCUUCAAGAAGAUGUCGUUAAAGACAUACAGGCGAAGGGAUGGGAUCCGAAGGCACAAGACGAACUGGACAGCAGCGCUUCUAAAGACCUUGCAUUCAGUGGACCUACGGACUUGAAUUGAAGUGCUUUACAUAGGGUUUUAUGUCCCGGCAUUCGUGAAGCUGUACCAUCUUUCGAUGUAUUAGAACGUCUUUUUUUUCUGUACGAAUGCUAGUAAACAAUUGUACGAUCCUGCGAGGAAUUUAACAGUCUGGCCAUGGCGUAGCAAUGAAAUGUUCGAGUCACCAUGACGGUGGCAAUUGCGA
Molecule: messenger RNA, 1852 nt
Organism: Serpula lacrymans var. lacrymans S7.9
Lineage: Eukaryota; Fungi; Basidiomycota; Agaricomycetes; Boletales; Serpulaceae
Exons: 14
Coding region: 379-1668 (429 amino acids)
Biological process (GO): lipid metabolic process
Molecular function (GO): oxidoreductase activity, acting on paired donors, with oxidation of a pair of donors resulting in the reduction of molecular oxygen to two molecules of water
Source: RefSeq, a predicted model, not a curated record